UAGACCAAUUGCAAAGCUGUGGUCCUGUGAGUCCCUCCCGUGUCGAGAUUGAUGCUUUCAUUGCCCAAUCGUCGUCUUCACCCCGCCUCUUUAGCGUACGCCAGAGGCAGAGCCAGCCAAUCCCUGCCGAGAUAACCCCGGAAGGGACUGGAGGCGGCGUUCGGCGUGUCUGUGGACCCUGUUAAAGGUUGGUGCGAGGGACGCUGCAGGCGGUGGGAUGUCCUUGUCCGGCCUUCUGCGUGGCCUCAAGACGUCCCUCGGUUAUGGCCUAGCCCUCACCCCCCGGCCCUGGGCCACCCGCACCAUGGCCACCCUGAACCAGAUGCACCGCCGGGGGCCUGCAAAGUGGGCGCUGGCCCAGCCAGGCCCCACGGAAGGCCGGCCGCAGCUGAAGGGCGUGGUCCUGCGCACCUUCAUCCGCAAGCCCAAAAAGCCCAACUCGGCCAACCGCAAGUGCUGCCGUGUGCGGCUCAGCUCGGGCCAGGAAGCCGUCUGCUUCAUCCCCGGGGAGGGCCACAGCCUGCAGGAGCACCACGUCGUGCUGGUGCAGGGCGGCCGCACCCAGGACCUGCCGGGCGUCAAGCUCACUGUCGUGCGAGGCAAGUACGACUGCGGCCAUGUGCAGAAGAAGAAGUGACCGAGGGGGCCGGGCGGGCGGGCGGGGUCGGCAGGAACAGAGCCUGCCUCGCCGGGCUCCUUGGGCCGCAGUCCGGCUAUGGAAGCAGCCACCCUUGGGCUCACAUCCUGGCUCUGUCCCUUCCGUCAGAACCGGCCCAUAAGGGUCUGGGGUCAGUUGUUGCGCUUCUGCCAGUCCAGACCCUGUACUCCCUGCCGUCUGCCGGGGAGGGUGGCAAUAAACACUCCUCAGGGACCCUA
Condylura cristata (star-nosed mole) is the source of this 876-nucleotide messenger RNA. RefSeq names its product mitochondrial ribosomal protein S12 (gene MRPS12). Bases 218 to 637 code for a protein of 139 amino acids. The transcript is spliced from 3 exons. Gene Ontology annotation, cellular component: small ribosomal subunit; ribosome. Gene Ontology annotation, biological process: translation. NCBI's taxonomy places the organism in Eukaryota, Metazoa, Chordata, Mammalia, Eulipotyphla, Talpidae. Gene Ontology annotation, molecular function: structural constituent of ribosome. The record is from RefSeq and is a predicted model, not a curated record.